Molecule: messenger RNA, 1551 nt
Organism: Pipistrellus nathusii (Nathusius's pipistrelle)
Lineage: Eukaryota; Metazoa; Chordata; Mammalia; Chiroptera; Vespertilionidae
Source: the annotation of a GenBank genome assembly
AUGGCGGCUCCCGAGCCGCCGCUGCCCGGAGCCAGAGGGUGCCCGGGCCCCGCUUCGCUGUCCCCGCCGCGGGGCGACCGAACCCUCCUCGUGAGGCACCUGCCGGCCGAGCUGAGCGCGGAGGAGAAGGAGGACCUGCUCAAGUAUUUCGGGGCGCAGUCCGUGCGCGUCCUGUCCGAUAAGGGGCGGCUGAAACAUACAGCGUUUGCUACUUUCCCUAAUGAAAAAGCAGCGGUAAAGGCACUGACAAGACUCCACCAGCUGAAACUCCUAGGUCACACGUUAGUUGUUGAAUUUGCAAAAGAGCAAGAUGAAGUCCAUUCCCCAGGUCCCUCUGCAGGCACAGACAAAAAGAAGAGGUCUGAGGAGCCUGUGGAAGAUGAUAAAGAAAAGAAAGAACUUGGUUGUUUGACUAUAGAAAAUGGAAUUGCACCAAACCAUGGGCUGACGUUUCCUCUGGAUUCCUGCCUCAAGUACAUGUACCCACCGCCGUCCAGCACAAUCCUCGCAAACAUAGUCAACGCCCUGGCAAGUGUGCCCAAGUUCUAUGUCCAGGUGCUUCAUCUGAUGAAUAAAAUGAAUUUGCCCACACCUUUCGGACCAAUCACUGCACGGCCUCCCAUGUAUGAAGACUAUGUGCCGUUACACGCCCCUCUGCCCCCUGGGUCUCCUCGGCCCCCAGAGGACCCGCCUUUGCCAGAUGAGGAUGAGGACUUAUCGAGUAAAGAAUCCGAGUACGAAAGCAGCGAUGAGGAAGACCGACAGAGAAUGGCCAAACUAAUGGAAUUAGCAAAUCUUCAGCCCAAAAGACCAAAAGCAACAAGACAACGCCAUGUGAGGAAAAGGCGGAAAAUAAAGGACAUGCUGACCACACCUGCGCCCGUGUCUCACAGCUUACACCCGGUGCUGUCCCCGUCGGAUGUAUUCGAUCAGCCACAGCCACAGGUCGGGAAUAAAAAGAUUGAGUUCCAUAUAUCUACCGACAUGCCAGCUGCAGUUAAGAAAGAUUUGGAAAAGGAAGAUGAUUUUGAAGAACAAAAUCCUGAUUUACCUGCUGCUCAAGGCGAUGCAUCCACUGUAGGAUUUGGAAAGAUCUUCCCCAAACCCAACCCGAGCGUCGAAGAGGAAAGUAAGGAAGACUCGGACGAGACGCCGUCCGAGUGUAUCUCCAGGCGGGAGCUGGAGAAGGGCCGGGUUUCUAGAGAAGAAAUGGAAACGCUUUCGGUUUUCAGAAGUUAUGAACCUGGUGAACCAAACUGUAGGAUUUAUGUAAAGAAUUUAGCUAAACAUGUUCAAGAAAAGGACCUUAAAUUUAUUUUUGGAAGAUAUGUUGACUUUUCAUCAGAAACACAACGGAUCAUGUUUGACAUCCGCCUGAUGAAGGAGGGCCGCAUGAAAGGACAGGCCUUCAUUGGGCUCCCAAACGAAAAAGCAGCAGCAAAGGCCUUGAAGGAAGCUAAUGGCUAUGUGCUUUUUGGAAAACCCAUGGUGGUCCAAUUCGCUCGGUCUGCUAGACCAAAACAAGAUUCUAAAGAAGGAAGAAGGAAGUGA